AUGGUUUUUGAAAAACUGUUUGAGGUCUUAAAUGGUGCUAGGUUUAUAUUACAACAAGCUAAUUAUAUACCAGGAGAGAAAUUUCCAACUGAAGAACAAACUAGAGAAGCACUUUCAAGUGUUCUUGAAAACACAGCAUUCUUUGGUGAAUUGUUGCUACGACUACCUGACAUAUCACAUGACAUUUAUGACAAGAAGAGUGAGUGGAAAGACGCCAUGGGAUGGGCAGUUGGAUUCUGUGAACAGAGUAAUGUAUUUGAAGGAAUACACUAUAAAAUGUUGAAUUUGAUGUCACAGGAACUCAAUAUAAUUCCACGUGAUCCGGAUUAUGUUAAUCCAUAUGCUGUAGAUCAAAAGAUGCUAUUCCAGGGAAGUGAACCUUUGGAGAAGAAGAAGAAAAAGGAAAAGAAACCAAGGAAGAGAGGACCACGUUUGUCUUCUAAACAAGAACUUUAA
This is a messenger RNA of Saccoglossus kowalevskii, 456 nucleotides long. RefSeq names its product coiled-coil domain-containing protein 134-like. NCBI's taxonomy places the organism in Eukaryota, Metazoa, Hemichordata, Enteropneusta, Harrimaniidae. The record is from RefSeq and is a predicted model, not a curated record.